UUUCAUAUGGUUCGCACCAAGAGUUCCUCGAAUCAGCAUGAAACGUCCAAUUCAGCCAUUGCAACGUGCAAAGUAAUGCCUGCACAGUACAAUGAAAAUCAACUGGCACUAUGUUACGAGCCAGAUCGGAGCAAGCUUCACGCCAUUUACGAAUGUAUUAUAGAGAAAAUGCAGUAUGUCGAAAACUCAAGACGUCGAAUGGUACCGCAGUACUACGUGCGGUUUUUGGACAUUGCCGAAAAGUAUUCACAGUGGGUUAAUGAAGAUUAUCUUUUGGAGGACAAUGUUGACAAUAGAAAUCUGAUGGUGAAGGUCAACUCUAAAACCAUUGCUUCGUCCAAACUAACUCGCACCUCUAAACUGCUCUAUGAUUUGUCGCCUAAAGUCGAUCGAGGCUAUGUCAGGUUGAAAUCUGAGCAGAAAAUACCCACCAUUAAGCCAUUGGGCGUCACGAGCACUUCCUCAACCAAAUUGAUGACUGCAGAUCAAAGCGAGUUUCUAGAAGAAGUGGAAAGCAGCGGCGAGUAUUCGGAAGUUUCGACAAUAACAGGGACUUCCGACGUCCGAAGUUUCUCCUUGCGUCUCCCAGAUCGAAUCAUGAGGUUUCUGGAGUGGGAUUGUUACAAAGUGACUGUUGAAAAUAAGCAGUAUAAAUUGCCGCAAAAGAUAACUGUUGUGAGAAUUUUGGAGGAUUAUCUGGUUUGGUUUGUGAGCAAUGUGGCGUUCAAGAAAAAAGGAGACACUUACACUUUGCAGACGGGCGAAGUGAUCGAAGUUUUCGACCCUUUGACCUCGAUAAGCUUGUGCAAAGAAAUUUUGGACGGUAUGCGUGUGUAUUUUGACCUCGCUUUAUCGUCUAUACUUCUCUACAAAAAUGAAACACAGCUAUAUUUCGACGCGCAAGUUUCUUUAUCGGCUAACAGACUUCUAACGAAGUCAAAAGGAUGCAUAAAGACGGAAUUUUCUGUGCGGGAAAAUCGAGAAGAGGAAGCGUUGACGACAACUCGCAGACGGGCAAAAAGCUUGAGCCCAAGGAAAACUACUCGAAACUCGAGUAAGGGAUUGCAAGAUGAAACGAGUGAUUCAGGAUGCCCUGCAACUGACGUUGAUUCGAUUGAGGAUUCGCCAUCCAAGAGGCUGCGACUGAUUAACCAAAUCAAACUCCUGAGGUCUCCAUCGAUUGACGAUGAAGACGCAGCUCCUCGUACUAGAAGAUCAACAGAUCAGAAUGCAUCGAAUACUAAUGAUUCUGAAUCAAACAAGAAGCUGGAACAUUCUCUUGAAGUACAAAAAGCGCUUGAUGACGCUCGAAACUGGAGUUUGAUUCCUGUAAAAGCUCUAAAUGAAAAUGAUCCGAUUCCCCCUUGCUUAAUUUUCGGAGCUCCAUAUUUGUUCCGGUUCUUCGUAAAGUUUCCGCAAAUGAUAACUGACAGCGAAGUUCCAGAUAGCAGAGUGAAGAUCAUUUUGAAACAUUUGAAUUUGUUUCUGGAAAAGUAUGUAGUUAGUCGAAAUGAUUUGUUUAAUGUCAAUAUUUUUAAAUGAAUGGCUCGACCGUUUGUCAAUUAAA
Molecule: messenger RNA, 1567 nt
Organism: Symsagittifera roscoffensis
Lineage: Eukaryota; Metazoa; Xenacoelomorpha; Acoela; Convolutidae
Product: male-specific lethal 3 homolog
Exons: 3
Coding region: 7-1542 (511 amino acids)
Biological process (GO): regulation of DNA-templated transcription; chromatin organization
Cellular component (GO): MSL complex; nucleus; NuA4 histone acetyltransferase complex
Source: RefSeq, a predicted model, not a curated record